Ostrinia nubilalis (European corn borer) is the source of this 1057-nucleotide messenger RNA. It is a transcript of the gene Cdk2, whose product is annotated as cyclin-dependent kinase 2. Gene Ontology annotation, biological process: regulation of gene expression; regulation of G2/M transition of mitotic cell cycle; signal transduction. NCBI's taxonomy places the organism in Eukaryota, Metazoa, Arthropoda, Insecta, Lepidoptera, Crambidae. The transcript is spliced from 4 exons. The record is from RefSeq and is a predicted model, not a curated record. Gene Ontology annotation, molecular function: cyclin-dependent protein serine/threonine kinase activity; ATP binding; cyclin binding. The coding region runs from base 119 to 1057 and encodes 312 amino acids. Gene Ontology annotation, cellular component: nucleus; cyclin-dependent protein kinase holoenzyme complex; cytoplasm.
AGUGAGAGAGUGAAUGAAUGAAAUGAAUCAAUCCAAUUCCAAAAAAUGACUGCCUUUUACAUGUGUUGUGUGUUGAUUUGAUAAAAUUCUGUAAUUUAAGUUUAAUUAGUGUUAAUCGAUGGAUAACUACACACCACAAGAAAAAAUUGGUGAAGGGACAUACGGUGUUGUUUAUAAAGCAACAGAAGUUUCAACUGGCAAAGAAAUAGCGUUGAAGAAAAUCAAACUUGAGAAUGAGCCGGAGGGCGUGCCGUCGACGGCGCUGCGCGAGAUCUCGGUGCUGCGCGAGCUGCGCCACCCGGCCGUCGUGCAGCUGCUGGACGUGGUGCUGUCCGGCGACAAGCUCUACCUGGUCUUCGAGUUCCUGCACAUGGACCUCAAGCGCCUCAUGGACCUGCACCGGGGCCCGCUGCCGCUCGACCUCGUGAAGAGCUACCUGCGGCAGCUGCUGGAGGGCAUCGCGUACUGCCACGCGCAGCGCGUGCUGCACCGCGACCUGAAGCCGCAGAACCUGCUGGUGGACGCGGCGGGGCGCGUGAAGCUGGCCGACUUCGGGCUGGCGCGCGCCUUCGGCAUCCCCGUGCGCGCCUACACGCACGAGGUCGUCACGCUGUGGUACCGCGCGCCCGAGAUCCUGCUCGGCGCCAAGUUCUACUCCACCGCCGUGGACGUGUGGAGCCUCGCUUGCAUCUACGCGGAGAUGGCGAGCGGACGCACGCUGUUCCCGGGCGACAGCGAGAUCGACCAGCUGUUCCGCGUGUUCCGCGCGCUCGGCACGCCGGGCGGCGCGCUGUGGGCCGGCGCGCGCCGCCUGCCCGACUACCGCGCCGCCUUCCCUCGCUGGCCCGCGCGGCCGGCGCGCCUGCUGCUGCCGCCGGCGCUGCGCGCGGACGCGGCGGCGGCGGCGCUGUUCGACGCCAUGCUGCGCUACGAGCCGGCGCAGCGCGUGUCGGCGCGCGCCGCGCUGCCGCACCCCUACCUGCGCGACGCGCGCCUCGUGCCGCCGCGCCUGGAGCCCGCCGCCGAGCCCGCCGCCGCCGCCGCCACGCCCGACUGA